AUGACCACGACCACGACACGCACACUGGACGAGGACGAACUGUACCGCCGCUCGACACAGUUCCGCUUCUGGUCCUUCUCACCCGAACAACUCGCCGCUCAACGCCGAAAGACGCAUGACCUCGCCCUCGCCCGCGCCCAGCAAUAUCUCGGCGGACAGCAGAAUGGCGGGACGACAGCGGGAGCAGAGGCAGCGGCAGCGACAUGUCUCACCGAGGACGAAGAGCUGCGACUGGUGCAAAAGUACUGCGAUGUGCUGCGGGUGACGGGCGUGCACAUCCAGUGGCAGGCGCACAUCUACACGACGGCCAUUCAAUACUUCAAGCGCUUCUACCUCAACAACAGCUGUAUGACCUAUCCGCCCAAGGAAAUCUACAAGACGGUCAUGUUCCUCGCCAGCAAGACCGAAGCCACGCACAUCACGCUGUCCAAGUUCUCUCGAUCCAUUAGCGCCGACCCCGAAGCGGUUCUGGCGCCCGAGUACAAGGUCAUGCAGGCUCUGCGCUUCAUGCUCGAUGUGCGUCAGCCAUACAGAGGGCUCAAAGGCGCCCUGAUGGAGCUGCUGAACAUGGCCGAGGGACGGAAGCAGUUGGUGGAGAGAAUCCAGCUGGCGUGGCAAGCAGCGAAGAACUUGCUGGAUGUGGAGGCCCUACUCACCGAUGUCUAUUUUCUCUACACGCCUUCACAGAUUCUGUUUGCCGCACUUCACGUGGCCGACACGCCACUGCUCACCUACUUUCUGGACGCCAAGUUGCCUCUGCAAUUACCGACGCGCCCCCGAAUCUUGGCUGCCAUUGAAAGCUGCUCAGUGAUGCUGGCUUCUUACGACCCCAAGAGUAACAUUUCCAAAGAUGAGCGCGCCGCACUGGAGAAGAAGCUCGAAGGUUGUCGAGAUCCCACUACGAGAGAUCUCGUCAAGGCAGCUGCUGUCGCAAAGCGCAACGGAGCCGAAGAGGGCGCCAUAGACGACGCCAAGGCCAACAAGAUCAAGGCGGAGCGUGCGAAGAACGACAAAGACAUGGACGGACUGUUCGGUCCAAGUUUGGGCGGUCCAGGCUGA
This is a messenger RNA of Sphaerulina musiva SO2202, 1059 nucleotides long. Its product is annotated as cyclin-like protein. The transcript is spliced from 2 exons. Gene Ontology annotation, biological process: regulation of cyclin-dependent protein serine/threonine kinase activity; regulation of transcription by RNA polymerase II. Lineage: Eukaryota; Fungi; Ascomycota; Dothideomycetes; Mycosphaerellales; Mycosphaerellaceae. Gene Ontology annotation, cellular component: nucleus; transcription factor TFIIK complex. The coding region runs from base 1 to 1059 and encodes 352 amino acids. The record is from RefSeq and is a predicted model, not a curated record. Gene Ontology annotation, molecular function: cyclin-dependent protein serine/threonine kinase regulator activity.